Monosiga brevicollis MX1 is the source of this 5538-nucleotide messenger RNA. RefSeq lists its product as uncharacterized. Lineage: Eukaryota; Choanoflagellata; Craspedida; Salpingoecidae. The record is from RefSeq and is a predicted model, not a curated record. The transcript has 18 exons. Bases 1 to 5538 code for a protein of 1845 amino acids.
AUGCUCCUCUCCAACACAGCCCUUGUGGCUCGACAUGCUCCAUGGUCGUUGGCUCCAAGUGGGCAGACAACUCCCACAACUGUGCAGGUCUUGGCCAACGAGUGUGGGCCCCAUGGCAUUGGGUUGGCCAACCAGCUCGGCACGGUAGUCUUGGAUCAGCUCGAUGUUGUGGCUGACCACCCAUGUCCCCCAACGAGCGUUGCCCUAACCUCUCUGCAACCCAAUCUCUCAGCAUUGGAUGUGGAGUGGCGUCUACUUGUCGAACUUCAGAAUGCCAAUCUGAGCUGCUCUUCAUUUGCAGCACUCAGUGGCACCAUCUUCUUUGAGAAUCGUUCGUGGUCGUUGAAAACAGACUCUUUUGGACGCGCCAUUUUGGCCCUACCUCUCAACAACACCGCCGUUGACCUUCUGCCGGCAACCCAUCAUGCUGUUGUGCGGAUCCCAGGAGCGGGCACCGCCAACUUGACACAGGUCAUGCAGCCCCCUCGCAGCACCUCCGGGCAAAUCACACGCCCAAGCGCGAGUCUAGUCGAAGUGACAUACCCAUCCGGGCCCAUCACCCCCAAUACCACAUUUCGUCUGCAGCUGCAUCUUCUCCAUACCGAGAGCCUGUAUACCGCGCGCCUGCGUCUCAACACCAGUCUGCCCAUACGCGUGCGCAGCAGCACCUUAACGCCAGGUUUGCAGCACCGUGUUGUGCAGACCGAUCGUGUCCUUGGACUUUUCCUGGCACGGGCGGGCAACACCACCGACCCAGAAGUGGCGAUCAAUCGCACCACGGCCCUUCUUAAUCUUGAUAUCGAGCUCAAGCUGCCCCUGAAUAGCACCAUUGGUUCUCUCGCGAUGAUUUUACACAUACUUGAGUAUACCACCCGCACCGGCCUUCCCGUGCGUCCGUCUCCCGCCAACAGCCCAGCCAGUGCCAUAGACCUGCCUGCGCCCAUUCCCUUUGUGUUGACCGUUUCAACAAACCCAGUUGUGGCCCUCCGCGGUGCCACUGAUCGCCCUAUCAUUCUUCAAACGGCCCUGUUCGACGGCAAGACCAUUACCGGGCGCUUUCCCGUUCACGAGAUUUUGCGCAACGGCCAGAUCCUGAACCGCACUUCCGGCUAUCGCUGCAUCGUUGACGAUCCACUUCGACUGGCCCUGCAAUCCGACUGCCAAUACUCCCUCGAUCUAAAUCACCAAACACCAGGCCCCGUCACCGUCACAGUUCUCAAUACGCGCGCCCCUGGCGCCCAUGCUUUCAAAGUCUUUAUUGUCGUUCCCACAGCUUUGGAAAUUGCCACGCCUCAGGGGUGGGCAGGUCAAUACGCCAGCCUCCUCAACCCAAGCCUAGCCCCUCCCAUCCCUCUGACCAUCUGGGCCAACUUUAGCGGGCUCCAGGGCGGCACCGCACCGCUGUGGCUUGAUGUCCGCCCGCUUUUGCAUGAUCGAGUGGCCAUCACCACUGGCCCGAGCCAACUCACUUGGACGGCGGCAGGUGGAUUGUACCUAAGUCCUCAGGCCGCAGGCAUCAUAGAAGUAGAGGUCGCCCCAGCCUGGGCUGCGCUGCACACCAGUCUAUCGCUGACAGUUCAAGCUUAUUUUGAAGCCUACAGACUGCUGGCUCAAACUGCCAUGGUUAGCAGUGGUAGGUUGGCGUCCUCCACGCCGGGCCAAGUUAGCUAUGCUGGCAAUCCAACCGAACAUUCCACAGCAGCCUCAAAGCUACUGCUACCAUAUCUCGAGCUCGAUGGCGGAUUGGUGGGGCCACUCCUGGUGGAUCAAGUUCAGAUCGAGGGCACUGCUUGGCUUCUGGCAAAGCAAGCUAUAUACCCAAAUGCCACUCCUGCCGCCAGCACGGCGCGCGUACACCUAUUCAAUGACCCAACCGGGCCCAGCACCACCCUCGUCGACGAGGCACUGCCUUCCGCCACCCUGCUUUCGGUUCGCCUUGAGCGCACCAAAGUCACGCUUCUGAACAAUCUGACCGUGAGCCAGCUUGCCACAGGUCUACCCCCUUAUCGUGUCACUCUACCAUCUCUGAGACUCGAAUGGUCGGGAAACCUUUCAGAAAGCAUCGAGUGGUUUGAUACUCGUUUACACGUCACCACGUCUUCUCCUGGAGAUUGCCACUUGACAGUUGCUUAUCUCAACCGCACUGCACAGCUGAGCGUCUUUGUGGUUUCCGUGCUAGAUUUGGAGAUUGUCACCGUUGCGGGGUAUAGUUCUGCUCGGAGUUUGUCAGAGGCGCUGGAGGCCGAGCAUGCCUCCACACAAAUGCGGCGCAUCGCGCGUGCCAACACCUAUCAACAACUGGUGGCCUUUUAUGUUAUACGUCUCAGCAACGACAAACUGGUACACGUUCAGAACGGCGUGAGCUGGAGCGUGGCCACCGCUGCCCCCAUCUUUGUUGAAACUUCGCCGGUGUCAGAGGUCAUCAACUCGGGCGUGCGCAUCACGGAGAUUUUGGUCGCCGAAACAGAGCCUCUGAAAAUACGGAUGGAGACGGGUCAGGCCUAUCAGCUACGGGUGGGCCUGGCUUUUAGUGAUGGAUCCAAGAUCCAGGCCAGUGAUCUCUUUCCAAACAACACGUCGGGGCCAAUUUUCAAUGAUAUAAUUCGCUUUGAGCUUAUUGUCGCGCCCGCGGAGGUGACUGUUAACUCUGAGACGGGUGCCCUGUAUGCCACGUCCAAUACCUUGCCAUCCGACCCCGUGCGCAUUCGAGUGAUUGCUUUGGGCGAGGAUGGGGUUCAACACGAUUUGCUAGCUCAUAUCAACCUUGUUGCGUCCGUGGGCGACGCUGACUUGGGCUCACAAAGUAACGCAGCCCCGCUGGUGACAUUUGCCGAGAGCGAGCCCGUGAGCAUCCCGCUCCACGUGACAAGUCACUCCGGGUUCGGUAUCUACAGCUUCACUUUGGAUUGGGAUGCAGCCUACCUUCGUUUAGCGUCCUUUACCUGGGAUUCAAGCAUGCCUUGCUUUUCAGUUCUUCAAAAGAUGCAGGCUGCUGCUGAUAGUUUAUCGGUGUUUUUGGGCUGCCGCUUUCAUGCGUUGACCGUGCAAUCCAGUGUCCUGCCUUGCGCGUUCCGCCCGACGGCCUACUUUGAGCAAUUCACACAGGUAGCGUCAGUUCAACGAGUUCUGCCAUUCUCCCCUCAGGCGACACCACUUCACUUGAUGGGAACCUGGCGCAGCGCCUCUCCAAGCGGCCAGGUCUUGCUGGACAUGGAAGUCUUGGCUGUGGACGGCAAUUGGUCGGCGCGACCGGCAAAUCCGCCCAUCUCCGGUACACACAAAGCACACGGCUUUGCUGGUCGGCUUCUAUCGACCGUCGAGGUAGCCGAGGGCGCCUUUGUUGCCACUGCCUUUGUCAACAUGACGCGGGCCGUUUUGGGCUUGUCAGUGGUGGUGCUGCCCGACUCAAAUGCAAGCACUGGGGCAUAUUAUUUCUUGGGACGGGUGAAGGAUCCAGUAGAGCAACGCGUGACACCACUCACCGCGCCCAUCAUCAUGGGAUCAGGAGCACAAGAAUUGUUCGAUUUUGGCCCCUACGUGGCUUGGGAUACCCUCAACACCUCCAACCUUGGAUGCUACCACAGUUUUCACACCCUCAUCAACAGCGUCCGAGCUGUCAACCUCUGCCCCCACCGGCUGGAUUGGGUUUCGCCUGUUGCUUCCAAAUAUGAACCGUUACACCAUGGACAGAGCAAGCGUGCGGCAGGCCGUAGCGUUGUCUCUCGGAUUAACUGCGACCUGGUCAUUCAAGAGGAACCCGUACCCAUUUCCACAACAACGCAGGCCGCGGGCACCGGUCAACUUGGUGCUUCAUCCAGUGACAGCGGCAGCCCUCCAGGUUGGGUUCUGGGUCUGAUCGGAGCAGUGGCUGGCUUGGUGAUUUUGGUCAUUGCUUCGGUUUGCUUGCUGCGCCAACGCUCGCGUCGCGCAAGAGACCAGACCGACAAAUUUGAAGCAGAAGCCGUGGAGUUACAAGGGAUCGACGGCGUCGGACUGGUCGGAAGUGUGAGUGCGACCACUGCCCUCACUAGCGAUUCGAGCCGUGCAUCCCCCAUCUCGGUGCAAGAGGAAGUUGAGAAAGACGAGAAGGAGCUGGUUGUGUUGGAGAAAGCCUCUGAUUUGUCCGAAGUAGAUGGAGCCAUUCCAUCAACGGUCAAACCACAUCUUGAAGCAUCGAGCGAGGUGGUAGCUCAGGAUAAGCCUGAAAUGCUGCAUGACCCGCUCCACUUGAGCUUGCCGCUCGCGCUACCGUCUAUGGUGGACGAAAGUCUACUCUCAAGUGACCACGAGAGGUUUUCGCUGGAGGCUGAUUUGGCGCAAGCCAAGACAGAAAUGCUAGCGCGCCUGAAUCGAAGCUUGGCCAGCCAGGCGCUGCUCGGGGCUUUUGAGGAGAGCGUUGGUGAUGACCCCACUUGCCCAGACAGUCAGGUACCUGAGCCCCUGUCGCCGGAAGAGGUCGACAGUCUAUUUGCCGAGUAUGCUGCGCAUAACGGCCUCUACAGCGCUACGUAUGCUGAUUUGGAGGCCCGCGGCUAUCUCCGCAGCGCCGUCGAAGGCUAUUUGCAGCGGCACUUUGCACGUGCACCGGACAAAGACCGGCUGUCCAUGACACCAUCUCCCCACAUGUACGAGACACCCGUGCCUGGCGGCGUGCCUGAGCCUGCGCUGUAUGACAAUAUCUCGGCCUCGGCACGGAACAACAACCCAGUGCGGCCACUGCACCGCGCUGAGCUUCCGAACAGCCUGACUAGCAAGCACACCGAUCCACCAGCCCCUCGGGCGCAGCCAGCGGCACGCCAGCACUCCGCUUACAGCGAAGUGCCACACGUCGCGAGGGGCUUGCGUCCCGGAGAGCCUGUACAUGAAUAUGAAGCGGUAAACUCGAACACCGAUCCAGCCCUAUACGACCUAGCCCUCCCAGCCAACGGCCCAUCCUCCAGCUCGCCCCUGUAUGAUCUCGCGAUGCCGGGACAAGCUACUAUUGACGAUAAUCAUCAACCCCAGCCUGUUGAUCACCACCACGGUGGCGAACGCGAGGCGACCUUGUACGAUACGGCGGCUGGUAGCGGCCUGGAAUCCAAAUGGGCCAACCCUUCUGAUUCGGCGCCAGCCAUAUAUGACCUGGCCACGCCAAAUCUGACCGUGCAACCACAGCCCUUCGAUCAGACACACGGCCAUGUUUCGGGCGGAUCGGCGGCGCCACGGUUGCCGCAGUCAGGUGUCGAGUCAAGUCAGGCCACCUUCAUGGCACUGUCCCAUGUUGAUACCGCUUCGGAGGAGCCCACGGCCGUGGAGCCGCCUAAGCGAAAACUUUUUGAUAUUGAUCGUUUGGUGGCACAGGUCAACGCAGGUGGAUACCGGCGAGAGGAGGCCGCGGAGCGGGUACGGGUGCCUUCGGCAGCGCAACGAGAGGAGGAUCUUUUGGCCGAGUUACUUGUGCCAUCCGUACGACGCCGCUUUCGCGAGCAGAUGGAGUUGACAGCUGCUCCCAGCAUCCCUGACUCAAAUCCAGAGUACGAGGAGUCAGAAAUGCUCUAG